GUCAGCUGGGAUCUCCACGAGGAGAAUCACGUCUGCAUCACGACGGACAACGCGUCGAAUAUGGUGCUUGCUGCGCGGCUUAAUGAAUGGACGAGGCUCCAAUGUUUUGGCCACAGAUUACAUCUUGCCAUUGAAAAUGCACUCAAAGAUGACAGAGUGUCAAGGGCAACAGCACUGUGCAGGAAGCUGGUGGGGCACUUUUCCCACAGUUGGAAGAAGAAAGCAGCCCUGACGGAGGCACAGAGAGAGCUCAAACUCCCUGAGCACAACCUCAUAACGGAGUGCCCAACAAGAUGGGGUUCUAAAGAAAUGAUGAUUGCCAGAGUGCUUGAACAGGCCAAAGCCAUUUCUCAGGUAUUGUCUGGAGAUCGAUAUGCACGCUCCCUUAUCCCAACCUGGCAGGAUAUUGACGUGUUGGAGUCGAUUCACAAGGCACUGCAUCCUCUACUGGAGUUUACUGAUGCUCUUUCUGGAGAGGAGUAUGUAAGCAUCUCCUACCUCAAGCCAGUUCUCCACCUUUUUGCCACAUCAGUCCUGGCUGAAGAUGCUGAGGACACUGACCUGACUAAAUCAAUAAAAACCAAAGUCCUAGCAUACCUCAAUAACAAAUAUGGAGACCCAAACAUCCAGGAGCUUUUGGAUGUUGCCUGUUUCCUGGACCCUAGGUUCAAAAUACAGUACAUCAGUACAGACAACAUCCCUGCUAUCAAGACUCGUCUGAAGACAGAGAUAGUAGACUUGGCACAACGUACAUAUCAUUGGGAGAAGAGGUCUCGUACUGAAACUGUUCAGAUGCCUCAAAGUGCACAGUCCUUGGGGGAAAAGACGAAGAGGUCUCUUGGCAGUUUUUUCAAGACCAGUUCAGCCUCUCCUUCUUUGCCUGUAAAUCUUGAAGAUGUCGCAGAGGCAGAGAUAAACAAUUACCUGAUGACUCCUACCAUUGAUGGAGAAGAUGAUCCAUUGGCUUGGUGGAGGGUGCACAAGAUCAGCUACCCACAGUUGUGCACCAUGGCACGCAAGUAUCUUUGUGUACCUGCACAGCGCUCCCCUCAGAGCUUUGUCUCUGUGUGUUUGUCUCUAUGUUUUGUCUAUGUGGUGGAGUUGCUGGUGUUCACAGGGUUCAAGGGGUACAUCAAUCUCCCCAGGGAGACGCUGGCCAUGAGGGAGUAUAUCAACGAGGCACUCAUCGAGGGUCACAUCCGUCCCUCUACCUCACCAGCGGGCGCGGGCUUCUUCUUCGUGCGGAAAAAGGAUGCCCUCACCCAGACGAGCUUACGCUGCUUCGCCUGGACCCCGGAAGCGGGGAACGCAUUUGAUGCGCUUAAGCGGUGCUUUACAUCGGUCCUAGGGCAUCCUGAUCCAUCCCAGCCGUUCAUUGUGGAGGUGGAUGCUUCAGAUGUUGCGGUGGGAACAAUCCUGUCCCAGCGGUUCCUCACGGACGUCGAACGGGCAGAUGGAGCAAGUCAACCAGAAUCUGGAGGGGGUCCUGAGGUGCUACGCCUCCAGCAACCCAGCUACGUGGAGUCACCAACUGGCGUGGGCAGAAUCAACGGAGUGGAGCUUGGAGCCUUUAACGUUAACAGAACUGCGGGAAAGCAGUGUUCGGCAGGCGGGGACAAAGGACACUGUCUACCGGUGUCCUAG
Coregonus clupeaformis (lake whitefish) is the source of this 1644-nucleotide messenger RNA. Its product is annotated as E3 SUMO-protein ligase ZBED1-like. Gene Ontology annotation, molecular function: protein dimerization activity. The record is from RefSeq and is a predicted model, not a curated record. The transcript is spliced from 12 exons. Lineage: Eukaryota; Metazoa; Chordata; Actinopteri; Salmoniformes; Salmonidae. The coding region runs from base 61 to 1644 and encodes 527 amino acids.